AUGCUCACGCGGGACGAGUUCAACGAGGGAUGCCAGGAAUUCAUCAGCCAUGCCGGCAGACACGCCCGGGGCUGGAAGUGGGAGACCCAUCGCCCAACAGCGAUACUAGUAAAUCAAGAUCUGGGGUGUCUGCACAACGAGCCAAUCGACCGAACGCUGUUCUUCGAUCAAGCACCGGAUGGGCGCCUCCGAGCAGAGAGCGACGUGAACGGGGGCACCGUUGACGAGCACGAGGACGAGGCCGGCCUGCCCCCAGUCGCGGCACCAGACCACGCCGACCAUGGGCCCCACGAGCGGAUCAAAUACCAGGCGUCGGUCGUCUAUUCGGACACCUAUGGCGUGCCCCAGCUCCUCUUUCAGGCGUACAAGCCAGGUCCGUCUGCGCCUCCCGGGCCCCACGAACAUGCGGCUGAGAUUGGCUAUGUGGUAGAUGGGACGCAUCUAGACUUGCAGGAGCUCGUCGCCACCGAUAUCUUCUAUCGCCUAGACGCCCCGGCUGUCUACCCGCGCAUCCUGAUCGGCCAGCCCGCCGAGAGGCCCGCACACCAACAGCCCGACCAACACGAGCCGGCCGUCCGGCUCCCGAUCCUCACCAGGACCAUCCAUCCGCUCGACAACCUGCCCUACUGGGGCCUCCAUCCCUGUAACACCCAGGCCGCGUUGAAGGACAUCUUGGAUAACAACCACCCUCGACCCGCUCAGCACCACCAUCCUCGCCUGGUCAUCGAGUGCUUCUUCGCUCUCGUCUCUAGUCUUAUCAGAGUUUAA
Molecule: messenger RNA, 768 nt
Organism: Puccinia triticina
Lineage: Eukaryota; Fungi; Basidiomycota; Pucciniomycetes; Pucciniales; Pucciniaceae
Exons: 2
Coding region: 1-768 (255 amino acids)
Biological process (GO): protein modification by small protein conjugation; macroautophagy; protein lipidation
Cellular component (GO): intracellular anatomical structure
Molecular function (GO): Atg12 transferase activity
Source: RefSeq, a predicted model, not a curated record